AUGGGUGUUGGCAAGACACAAAUGCAGUCGGUGAUGAAAAGAAAACGAGAAAUUAUUGAAGAGUAUGAAGGGGACGGUAAUCUACAAACCAAGCUUCAGCAGAAAGCCACAGAAUAUGACGAUCUAAAUGACCUUGUUCACAAGUGGUUCUUAGAUGCUACUGGGCGUCACGUGAACAUAUCAGGACCACUCCUGAAAGAACGGGCGCUCAAGUUCGCAGCAGAAUUGGGGUUAGCGUCGUUCAAGGCAUCAAAUCGGUGGCUCGACUCAUUCUUAAGACGCCAUAACAUUGUAUUCAAAACACGGACGGGUGAGAGAGCGGAGGUGGAUCCAGUCGUAGUGGAUGACUGGAAAAAGCGUCUUCCAACAAUCUGCAAAGGUUAUCAACCGUGUGACAUCUAUAACAUGGAUGAAACAGGAUUAUUCUACAAACAAAGCACAAGUGCGACGUUCUUCAAGAAAGGCGAGACAUGUGCCGGCGGGAAGAUGGCGAAGGAGCGCAUCACUGUGGGUUUAUGUGCCUCGGCGUGGAUGACGACCGGGAUAAUGGAAGACUGGCUGAAGUGGUUUGAUCGGCGGAUGCGACAUGCCAGAAGACACGUCAUAUUAUUCGUAGACAACGCACCAUCACACCCUCGCAUCACACUAACCAAGAUCAAGCUACAGUUCCUUCCUCCAAACACAACAUCAGUGAUACAACCCAUGGACCAAGGGAUCAUACAGACAAUGAAGCUAAAGUACAGAAAACGUCAACUACAACACGUGAUGAUGGAGCUGGAAAGAUCGUCGGCGACCACCGGACCUCAAAUUCUGAAAGAGGUUAACAUCCUACAAGCUAUCUACUGGGUCAUCAGCGCAUGGAAGGAGACAACGACGAAAUAA
Molecule: messenger RNA, 882 nt
Organism: Dreissena polymorpha
Lineage: Eukaryota; Metazoa; Mollusca; Bivalvia; Myida; Dreissenidae
Product: tigger transposable element-derived protein 4-like
Exons: 3
Coding region: 1-882 (293 amino acids)
Cellular component (GO): nucleus
Molecular function (GO): DNA binding
Source: RefSeq, a predicted model, not a curated record